This is a messenger RNA of Pseudo-nitzschia multistriata, 2963 nucleotides long. NCBI's taxonomy places the organism in Eukaryota, Bacillariophyta, Bacillariophyceae, Bacillariales, Bacillariaceae. The record is from the annotation of a GenBank genome assembly.
UAAAUUGCGGAAUGAUGAAUUCGAAGAGAAUUUAUCGUGGUAUCCGUUCGUUUCCGAAUUCCAAAAGAAAAACGAAAAACUGACAAAACGUCCGUUUCGGAAUUUGUACGACCAUGUUACAUGAAAACGACAGUCAUCGGUACGGCAUUUUUCUUUAUCUCAUUCUCCAGAGUUACUGCUAUGGUUUGGAUGGUAUUGUUUCAUAAUGCUAUCGCCGGAAAAUUAGAAAGGGGCAUUCAGCAGUGUUUUUCUAAAACAUUCAUUACUUCACCAAAAUGACGACCAGAGCCGCGGGUGCUCCGGAGGCACUGGCAACAGUGGUAAUUCCUGCAAUAACUAUGUUGUUACCAAUUGUCACCUACGAUUUUCCAUGCUCGUACCUCGGGAAUCCAAGACCCAUCUCGAGCAGUCUUCCUUCGUCCCCGAUGGGAGAGCUUCUCCCUCCCGGAAAAGAGGUGCAAACAAAGGCCAGCCUGUCCGACAACGACGGUGGCAAGAGACGCACGCGACGUGACGUUAGAGCUCAACCGCACAACUUUCGAGUGAGUGACAGUGAAGAGAAGCAAUCGGGAUUCUUUUCGUGCCCCUAUCGCACCAUCGACGGGAUCGCGUCAAAGACCAUCCUGGAAAGCGAGGGAUCAGUAGCCGAUCUUCGGCAGCGGAUUCUACAACUUUGGGCGCACAACCCACACAACCUAACAACUUCCAACCAGACCAUACCUCCAGCCCUGGCGGUGGAGGUUUGGUUUUCACCGUUUCGAAGUGUUGGCGACGCAGAGGCGAUGGAAGACUUCCUACCGAUCGUAUCCGUGGCGGCCCCCCUCAACGAUACCGACAGCAACGGACGCGGACGCAACGCACGGCCCAGCCGAGAUCCCUGCGAGGGCCGUCAACUUGUGAUUGGCCAACGUGGAAGAAUCCUAGAAUUGCACUAUCGUGACCACUACGAGUACCUCAGUGAUGACUAUUUCGACAACGACGACGACGACGACUCAAUGGGAUAUGACAAGCAGGAUUCUCCGCAGUAUGCUUGCCAGAUUCUUCGACUGACCCAGUGGAAACUCGAAGAAAACAAAACUGAACAAACCGAAUAUGCCUUGGUAACCAACAGUAUCAGCAGCACAACCACCAAGGAACUAGCAAAGCUCAACCACCUGGUGGUAGCGUGGAAGGAAUCAGGGUCUAUCUUGCAGGUCUUUGGGAACGGGGAAUCCAUCGCGAGUAUCAAUCUGCUCUCUACGGGAACAGGAGGAGGCUCCGAGAGAGCAAACCUAAAUCCCGAUUUCUUGCGAUCGUGGGAUCAGAGCUUUCGCUUGCAGGUCUUUUCGGAUUCACGCCGGUGGUUCGAGACUAGAAACCCAGGGACAGGUGAAACCCAUACCAAGAAAAGUGGCGAUGUCGAUGAAGAAAAUAAGACUUCGAACACGGAUGUCAGAAAUGUGUUUCCGGGCACUAUCCACAAUGUUGCAAUAUACACUCAACAACUCGAUAAAGAAAGCGUAAAGAAUCUGUAUCGCGAAGGUGUGGAAAUGAGGGAAGAUCCUUCCAAGGCAUUCUUUGAGGAUCCUGAGAACCCCUUCGAACCUCUUCGGCUGGUAGCUUCACCCAUUGCGUCAUCUACUGAAGAUCCGAGUAACUCAGGUGCUUCGGUUGUUCAGGGCCGUUCUGCUCUAAUCAGCGUUGGUGGGUUGGAUGUUUCAAAUUCCACCACUUCACUCUGGGAUACCAUGGUCGAAAUCGUGAACAUUCCUCGGUAUGGCGAUUUAAUUGGUCCCGAUAACUCGAACGUUCGCGUUGGAGACCGAAUUCGAUUGGAAGAAGGCUAUGCACGGACUGGACUCAUUUACCGACACGUCCAAAAAGACUACUUUUCCGUUCCUACGACUUCUUUUCAUGGAACGCUCUUGCCGAACGCCAAACUUCCCAGAGAAUCCUUUUCCUACUGCCUUGUAAGCGUUCGAAAAGGGAACGACCAUCCCGAGUUCGAUCGAGAGCAAAUCAUCUUGGGUCGAUCUAAAAUAGUCCGGCAAGAGGUGACUAUCUUCCAUCGAAAUCAUCCACCAACCUUGCGGGGUGUCCCGGAUGAGAUUAUUCAACCCGAUCGUCAACCCACGGGACCGGGCACCCGGCCCUGGGCAACGCUCGGAAACCAUAUAAUAUUGAGCGACGAGGCUGACUAUGACAUUGACCGUGUCAAGAUCGAUAUUUGGACUCAAAAUGGAACGCUGACAAUUGAUCUGGAGGAGCAAGAGCUACAAACCUUGGCCAAGAUCACUAAAUGUGCCAAUCCAAGUCCUCCUCGUGCGGGGGGUAUCGACUGGAUCUGUGACGGCCAGAAGGAUCGAAACAUGACCUUUCUGGCUACACCCAGCGACGUUUCUCGGAUUCUUUCCAACCUCAUAUACACAGCCCUGUACUGGGACCAGUCGGAUUCUAUUUAUUUGAGGGUCUCCGACGGUACCGGGGGACCAUGCAUUGAUGAUGACAGGCGGUUUUCGCUUUAUUCUCUACCAAAUAUCACGAUUCGGGACGAUUGCUUUCAGGCUAUCUCAGAAAUUCAUGUGCCGGCCAUGUCAAUCCCGGUGGGACGAUCUUCGGCGAGCUAUUGGAGGGACCACAGCUCGUGGUGGAUCAGUCUCCUUGCUCUGUUUCUCGUCGUGUUGUGCACGUGUUGCUGUGCGAUUUGUUGCUUCGUGAAAUUCCGACGGGACAAAAAGCUCAACAGCGUGGCGGUUGCCGAAUCCAAUUCUCCCAUCACUCUGGCCUCUCCAGCGUCGAAUAAUGAUGACUUUGCUUCGAUUGGAAUCAGCAGGGAUGAUGUACAGGUAGUUAAGUUCCAGAUGGAGAGUGCUGCUUAGGAAGGGUGUAACGCAUGGUCAAACCAAUCAUCCUCAUCAUACGAAGAAGGACUUGUAUUAUAAGUAAGCACCUUAUCAAAAUCAGAAUUAAACAGAUCAAUAGAA